CUUCUUCAUGUUGGCCUUGCAUUAUUGUAAAGGUCUUGUUUCACAAAGUUUCUGUCCCUCCAAUAUUGAGGACUCUCACUGUCUUCCACAGCCUCUGGACUCCACAACCAAACGUCAGAACUCCACCAAAUGUUUCCACCACUCCAUGGUUGUCCACAACCACUCCAUCAUCCUCAAGUCACCAUCUGCUUGCCCAGUCUCCAACACUCCCUGUUCAUGAACACACAAUAUUUUACAAACCAUCUGUUCAACUCCGAUGGACUCUCCUCCAAGCCUUCAGCAGAUUCUCCAUUCAGAUCCAUCUCUCUUGUCAAAAGCAUCCGUCUUUAUGUUCUACGCCUCUUAACUCCUACACUUUUCUCAAGAUGGUGCCGAAUUCAGAGGGCCAAAUUUCCCUUCAUUGUACAUUUUCUUCUGUUUUACCUUUUCAUUCUGUGUCCUGCUUGUCAUUCUGCAUGUGAAACAUGACAUUAUAAUAAUACUCUCACCAGCUUCAUCCUGCCUCUUCAAGAGGUCUUUAGUUUUUGUUCAAGGGUGAGCAAGCACAUUAUGGACCUAAAUAUCUGCUCCUCUGGGACACAUCCAGUAUUUUUUUCUGAACUGCAUAAUGACUGGGAAUUCCCAUUUUGUUUCUUCUUGCAUAUAAUUGUUUGAACAGAUGAAAGUGGCACUUUUUAGUUAUCUGUCAAGUGUACUCAAGGAUGAUGCAGACUUGUGGAUGUCAAGAAAUCCUUUCCAGUGACAUCCACAGUUAUGACACCAUUUAACUCAUAUUUGGAAUAAACCCAUCAAAAGCUUAAAAAGCUCUGGCAUCAUUAUGAGGGAUUUCAUAAAUUCUUAAAUGGCACAGUAAUAUGCUAACUUUUGAAUUACACAAAAGUGCUAAAACUUCUGUAAAGCAGACUCUACAUUUAUUUUAGUAGCCUGUAGAAAAUAGAAGUAGAAAACAUAUAGUCGAAUUUAAUGUCAGACCGAUAGAAACGUCGAGUUUCCAUUGUUAUUGUUUUAUAUUGCCUGUUGUUUGUUCACAUGUUUAAGAAACGUGAAUAUUUGUCUAGUGAAGGGGUUCUACUCUGUUACUUCAUGACACAAACAAGUUUGGUGUCACUUUGGAUUGACAACCUACAACCUCAAAAUAAAACAUUCAAACUAGUUUUGACUCAGUAGGAUAUUCAAAAAGCAUCGGAUAUACUUUUAUUUAUUUUUCUUUUACCCACAAUUUUAUUAAAAGCAGCUUAAUUCAGGAAUGCCUUCAAAAUACAAUCAAUAAAGGGGAAAAAAAAUAAAUAAAUAAAAUCCCAGCUGGAGGUGCCAAGGUGAGGAGAGAUGUUGUUUUUCAUCUCGGAGCCCCUCCGUCACUCACCGCCUUGCAGCCAAUAGUAAGUUCGCCUUGGUCGGACCGACUCGCCGCGUGCCGCUCCGGUCCCUCCUCGUGCUGUCCUCGCCGUGCACGCGCGUGGUACCCACGGUCGUGAGGAAGGAGGAGGAUGUUGCGCGUGAAGGGGAAAUGGCUGCCGAAAACAAGCCGGAAGGACUGAAGAAAGUUCGUAAUCCGGAUCGAAUGUACAGAUCAGCAGUGUGUUAUGCUGGCCAUGGUCCACCUAAGAGUAUCAGUGAUGACACAGAGACGAACAAUGAACAUGGACAUUUGAAAAUAUACCUGCCCAAGAAGCUGCUUGAAUGUCUACCAAAAUGCACGUCGCUGCCGAAGGAGAGGCACCGGUGGAACACUAAUGAGGAGAUUGCAGCUUACUUGAUAACAUUUGAAAAGCAUGAAGAGUGGCUAACGACAUCCCCUAAAACAAGGCCGCAGAAUGGGUCGAUGAUACUGUACAACAGGAAGAAGGUGAAGUACAGAAAGGACGGCUACUGCUGGAAGAAGAGGAAAGAUGGGAAGACCACGCGAGAAGAUCACAUGAAGCUGAAAGUGCAGGGAGUUGAGUGUCUGUAUGGCUGCUAUGUCCACUCCUCUAUCAUCCCCACCUUCCACCGCAGGUGCUACUGGCUGCUCCAGAACCCAGACAUUGUGCUUGUCCACUAUUUGAAUGUUCCAGCUAUUGAGGAUUGUGGGAAACCAUGCGGACCAAUCCUGUGCUCCAUCAAUACAGACAAGAAGGAAUGGGCCAAAUGGACCAAAGAGGAGCUGAUUGGACAGCUAAAGCCCAUGUUUCAUGGCAUCAAGUGGACUUGCAGCAAUGGGAACAGCAGCUCUGGUUUCUCAGUGGAGCAGCUAGUGCAACAGAUUCUGGACAGCCACCAAACUAAGCCACCUCCCCGGACUCACAACUGCCUCUGCACGGGUACCCUGGGUGCAGGGAGCAGUGUACACCACAAAUGCAACAGCGGCAAACACCGUAUCAUCUCCCCUAAAGUGGACCCCCGUUCUGGGGGAUACAGCAGUGCACACUCUGAGGUCCAGAACAAUGAUGUGUCUGAAGGGAARACCGAACACAGUGCCCAUGGUGGAGGAAAAAGCUCUGGGGGAGGAGGAGGAGGUGGCGGCAGUGCCAGGGAGAAACGCAACGGCAAAGUCCACAAGCCUGUCCUCCUGCACCAAAACAGCACAGAAGUGUCGUCCACCAACCAAGUGGAGGUCCCUGACACCACGCAGAACUCCCCAGUGUCCAUCAGCAGCGGCCUCAACAGUGACCCAGACAUAGCAGACAGCCCCGUGGUGACAGGGAUGACCCAUGUUCCGUCUGUCAUGUCUGGCCUGUCCCAGAGUGUCUUCAUGUCUGAGGUCACUGGAGACCCUGUCUAUAGCAUGUCUCCAACUGGGGGUCCCAAUGCUCACCUGAUGGGUGCAGAUGCCACUUCACAGGGCUUGGUGCUGUCCAUGACUGCUGAUCGACACAAAUUUGCCUUCCCYGGAGGAGGAGGAGUAGGGGAACCUGGGACCACCACGGCAGGAGACAGUCUGUCCAUGUUGUCGACGGCAAGUGUGUCUGAAGAACUGGUGCUAACCAGCAGUCUCGAUUCUGGAACCAUCAAGAUUCCAGAGACCAGUAUGAACUUUGAUCCUGACUGCUUCUUGAACAACCCCAAACAAGGCCAGACCUACGGCGGCAGCGCGAUGAAGACAGAGGGCAACUCCUCCUCAACAUCUUCUUCCUCCAGCGGCAGCAGUAGCACCAACGGGAGUCUCCAGCGCUCUCCCAACAUGUCAGACAAUAGCUACCCCUUCAGCUCAGYUCUCGUAAAGAACAUCAAGACGGAAGACACAUCAUUUGAGCAGCAGAUGAAAGAAAGUGGUUAUCAGGUCGGGGCAGUGAACUGUGGUGGUGGGGUGCCAUCCGGUGCUGGAUCAGGUCAGGGUAGUCUUAGUCUGACCCCAACAGGCUCACUGCUUCCUUCAGGAGGGGGGCUUAGUCCCAGCACCACUUUGGAGCAGAUGGAUUUUAGUGCCAUUGAUGCCAAGCAAGAAUAUACUUCUAGUGCUACCACAGUGAGCUAUGGUCAGGCCAUUCCUAGUCCACAUAUGCAACACCAGAACCGCUCGCCCAGUUUCUUCCUUCAGGAUGCUUCUCAAACCAGCCAGACGCAGCAGGCCAGGUCAAGCAUGGGCCAGAAAUCACAUCUUAUGGAGCACAACUCCCAUGACACUGGAGCUUAUAUGGGAUUGCAAGUGGUAAAAACUGACUCCCCUUCCAGCAAUGGCCACCUUCAUCAUCACCACCAGAGCCAGACGCAACACAGGGCCAAUUGUAAUGGAGGUUCACCCACAGAGGGGUCCGGCCAAGCGGCUUCUCUCCAGCUGCUGCAGUACCAGGGGCCCUUUCCUGGGCUGGGAACGGAACAUGAAGAGGUUGUUGGUCUAGAACAACCAGGUAAUGUCAACUCAGCUCAGACUGGAGCCACAGAGAAUGGUGGUGAGAACCUCCUCAAGCCAGGGGAUCACAUUCAGGUCUGUGGAGCAGCGAACAGAGAGGGAGGGAGACCAGAGCACUACAUGCAACAGGCUUCAGAUGGUAGCAACGGAGGGGCAGGAGCUGCAGGUGAAGGAGUAACAAUGCAUAAUGGAAACAGCGACGGUAGCAACCGCACCCAGCAGCUACAGCCUCUCCUCCAAGGCACAAGUAUGGUGCAAGGACUGUACAAUGCAGUGGGAGCCCAUCAAGGUCUGACUGGAGCAGCUAGCAACGGAGGAGCUGGUGGAGCUGGCAUGGAGAUCAGUCUGGACCACUUUGACAUAUCCUUUGGAAACCAGUUCUCUGACCUCAUCAAUGACUUCAUCUCAGUGGACGGCAGUGGAACCACCAUGUCUGCUGGAGGUGCCUUGUAUGCUCACCAGCUAGUCACAUCUCACAACGCUGAAAAUCAGAACCCAGCCGGCGGGCCCCCCCAGCAGGGCCAGGAGGACGGAGGAGCCAGAGGCUCAGGCUACAGCCCCUCAGAGCUCUGCCUUCAGCCUUGCUGCAGCCCUCAGUCGCUAAGCGGAGGUGCAGGAGCAGGAGGCAACACCGGAGAAGCUGGAUCGCUGUCCUACAUGAAUGUUGCAGAGGUCGUCUCUGCAGCUGUUGCCCAAGGGGCUUUGGGGAUGUUACAGGCCACAGGUCGCCUCUUCAUGGUCACUGACUACUCCCCUGAGUGGUCCUAUCCUGAGGGUGGAGUGAAGGUGCUGAUCACUGGCCCAUGGCAGGAGGCCAGCUCAAAUUACAGCUGCUUGUUUGACCAGAUCUCYGUCCCSGCCUCGCUCAUCCAGCCAGGGGUGCUGCGCUGCUACUGCCCAGCUCACGACACAGGUCUGGUGACGCUACAGGUGGCCAUCAGUAAUCAGAUUAUCUCCAGUUCUGUGGUGUUCGAGUACAAGGCUCGGGCUCUCCCAUCACUGCCAUCCUCUCAACACGACUGGCUUUCACUGGACGAUAACCAGUUCAGAAUGUCAAUCCUGGAGCGCCUGGAGCAGAUGGAGAGGAGGAUGGCGGAGAUGGCCAGCCACCAGCAGGCAAGCAGUGCUGGGAGUGGCGGCGCUGGAGGAGGAGCAGGAGGAGGAGGCGGAGGUGGGGGAGGAGUGGGAGGAGGCGGCGGAGGAGGAGCCGGAGGAGGGAACAACAGUCAGUCACAGUGUGCAUCUGGCCAGACGCAGGCCAGCAGCUCCUUUGAGAGCCGUGUUGUAGUGGUCUGUGAGAAGAUGAUGAGCAGAGCUUGCUGGGCCAAGUCCAAACAUUUAAUCCACUCCAAGACCUUCAGAGGGAUGACACUCCUUCACCUGGCUGCUGGCCAGGGCUACGCCACCCUCAUUCAGACUCUCAUCAAAUGGCGUACUAAGCAUGCUGAUAGUAUUGACUUGGAGCUGGAAGUGGACCCUCUAAAUGUUGAUCACUUUUCCUGCACGCCUCUGAUGUGGGCGUGUGCGCUUGGUCAUCUGGAGGCAGCAGUCGUCCUGUAUAAAUGGGACAGGCGGGCCCUUGCCAUCCCAGACUCCUUGGGCCGCCUGCCCCUGUCAAUUGCUCGCUCUCGUGGCCACACCAAGCUGGCUGAGUGUCUGGAGCAACUGCAGAGGGAAGAGCAGCAGCCGCCCGCCUCUCUACCGCCAACGACUCGCAUGUCUUUCUCCCCRGCCCCAGAUGCGCCCACCUCCGAYAGCUGGAUGGUCAGCUGGGCAAAUGACAGCAUAGUAGCACCUGGCAGCAAGAAAGGAGGUCCUGCUAACACAAUAACCACACCCAGCACCACCAGCYCCAACCCAGAUUUAAGAAGGCCAAGAUCAGAACCUUCUAACUGCUACAGCAGUGAGGGCCAGAGAGAUCUCCCAUUGGCUAAAAAACAUAAACCCAACCCGGAAUUAUUUCAUAAUCGACCAGACAAGCCCAUGUCUGUUCCUCUGAGCCUGGAGCAGCAGCAGCUCCACAAACUGUCCUCCAGCACUAAGAGCAUGUCCGCGGAGGGCCUGAGUGCUGACAAAAGUCUGCCAACAGGAGGCAGCACUGGGACAACCAGGUGGAGCUCCAGAGAAAGUUUCUCCCACAGCAGCAUGGGGAAGAAAGCGCUGGGCAUCAGUGGAGGCAGCAGCUUAGGAAAGGAGAAGCUGGUCAACCGACUGCGGCAGCGGGAACAGCUGGGCAUGCUGGUUAUGGCGGACAGAGAAAUGGCAGAUUCAGAACUGCUGUCGUAUCGAGAGGAUCUSGAGAACCAGGACUGUCUCACGCAGAUGGAUGACCUGCAGGUAAACAUGAUGACUCUGGCAGAACAAAUCAUUGAAGCAACACCAGAAAGAAUCAAAAGGGAGAACUUCAGCGCUGCGGACUCUGGGCCUUUAGACACAUCGGCGGUCAGCACCACCAUGAACUGGCUAGCCAGCUACCUGGGAGACGURGAGCAGCUGCCAAGCAUCAUACACCUGCGAUCUCUGUACAAUGAGCCACUGACACCAUCACCUAACCCUAACCUGAGUCCUCGGGGGUCUCCGCUCAGAGAGGGCCCGAUGGAGCGGACCGCGGUUCCUUCCCCGUCCGACUGGAGUGAGUUCAUCAACGCCUCCAACAGCAAAGUGGAGCGAGACCUGGCCCAGCUGACUCUGUCAGACCCAGAGCAGAGAGAGCUGUACGAGGCUGCCCGACUGGUCCAAACUGCCUUCCGCAAGUACAAGGGGCGGCCUCUCCGGGAGCAACAGGAAGUAGCUGCCGCUGUUAUACAACGUUGCUACAAGAAAUACAAGCAGCUAACAUGGAUAGCCCUAAAGUAUGCACUUUAUAAGAAGAUGACGCAGGCCGCCAUCCUUAUCCAGAGUAAAUUUCGCAGCUACCACGAACAGAAGAAGUUCCAGCAGAGCAGGAGGGCGGCUGUGCUCAUUCAGCAAUACUACCGCAGCUACAAGGAGUUUGGGAAGCUGAAGCCCCAUCACCGCGGGGCUGCUGCCGCCCUGGUGCAGCACAAACUGAGAGGGAGUCUGCUCUCGAAGAGGCAGGAUCAGGCUGCCAGGAAGAUCAUGAGGUUCCUGCGACGCUGCCGCCACAGCCCCUUGAUGGACCAUAGACUGUUCAAGCGGGGUGAAAGAAUUGAAAAGGGCCAGGGAACAUGAGACCCCUCAGAAGAGCCCCCUUGCGAUGUGACAUCACUCUCCUGACUCCUCUUUUCUUUUUUGUUUGUACCUGAGACAUUUUACAACAGAACAAAAAGAAAAAAGAAAAAAAACAUCGGUUCAAGCACUGCUAUUAUUACUACUACUAGAGCAGUGUUACUGGUUCAACUACUAUUACGUUGUACGACAGCUAUUUUGUUUUUUUACAUGUUUAUUCUUUCCACUGACUUGGUGACUUCAACAGCAUUAUGAACUCAAAGAACCGGGGCAACGGGUGCAGAACAUUGGCUUCAUGGCAUCUUUUGCACUUUUUCAUGGACUGCUUUUUAUUUUUAUUUCUAUUUUUUUGCUACAAAGAGGUUUUGGACAGUGAUGAGAGACGACGGAGGACAGGCGGUCGGUCAAACGUGAGGAUCUCGAGAGAUGGAAGUUAGGGCUGUUGCAGAAAAUCUCAAAGGACAAGGAGACCAUGCAGAAACACUCUGGGCUCUCAUUGUAUUUCAUGGUUACUUUUUAAGACCAAUAAAUUCACUCAAAGACAGAUUUUUCUUUUUUUUUUUUUUAACACCCACAUAUACCCCACUUUCCACCCAAUGCUGGUGAUUUAACGGUAUCCAUUUAAACUUAGUAUUCUGUCCAGUCCUACUUUGCUCGACCCCACCAGUCCGCCCUCCUGGGUGGGGCUACAAAUGAAUGUAGUGGGGUUCAAACAUUCAUGCUGAAGCAGAUUGGGGAUAAAACAUUUUCUUUUAAAAAGAUACUAUGCUUUAUUGUAUAUAUAUAGUCCCUUUAUUACUUGAAUUUGUUUCAUAUCGUCUAAUGUACUCCUUCCAUUAUGUCCAAUGUAUUGGUGAGCUGUAUCAGGCUAUAUGUUGUUAAAUCCUACCAAGAGAAAAAAAAAUGCAUGACUUCUAGACAGAAAAAGUCUUUGCUUGUGUGUUUAUGGUCUAGCCCUUUGGUCUUUCUUCUGAUUUUCAUUUUAUUUCCACAUUUCUCUUCAUAAGAGCCGUUAUUAUUUCUGUAAUUAAGCUAAUAUCUGUGUUCUCCCAGUUAUUUUGUUUCCGUCUUGGUUCCCCUCCCAGAGGGGAACAAAAUGUCCUUUUUUUUUUUUUUUUUGUGUUGUAACUCUUGUAUUCAUGCAGGUUGUUCUUGUUCUUUUGAGUUGAACUCCGGAGCCUCUGCAGGCUUUUGAGGGGAAAAUCACAUACAUUGCCUUGACGUCUUAGAGAUUCUUUGUGGGGUCCCUAAGCUUGUCCCAAAAUAGGGGUUUGACAAAUCCAUAUUUUUUGACAAUUGAGUGAUUUCUGUAUAUAAAAGAAGGCUGCAAGUUAUGUAGGGGAAAAAAUGAACAUGUUCCCUUACAGGGAUUGUAUUUUAGAAAUAUAUUAUUUUAUUCAUUAAAAAUGGGUCGAAAACAGGUACAAGACAAAAACAGAAUAUUUGUAUAGUUUUGUUUGAAUGCUUAAGAAGUAUGGUUCUAUUGUUUGUACAUAGUGUAAAUAUCUGGGAUAAAGAUGAGCUAAGUGCAUGAAAAGUAUGAACAGAGUUAAAAAGGGGGGGAAAAAACUAAAGCAGUAGUGGCUAUGCUCUGUAAAAUUAAAAAUAUUUCACUAUUAGAGUAUUUUACUUUAUUUUGAUUGUUCCGGAGACAAACAUUUUGCUAAAGCAUGAUAUUAUUGCAUAUGAAAAAGUAAAAAAAAAUAAUGUAUUUAGUGUUAGGAGAGGUCUUUAAAAAUUAUCUUAAAUCCACUAUAGUUACUUUCAUUUUUUUGUCAUUAUCUGUUUGGUUUGGGCUCCCAAGAAACUUUUGCCAAUGGUGCCAAGGUAUACGAUUGCUAUGAAGCUUAAGAAUUUAUUUAAGUCCAUUUUUGCAGAACAGAUAAUCAUACAGUGAAAUACACGCUAAGGAACGAAAACCAUAACAUCCCGACUGACUGAGGAUUGAAGAAAACAUAAAUGUAAAGGGACUCAUUUUCAAACGAAGGGCAUUUUAGUGUAAGUUCAUCAUAUUUCCGCCAUCCAGAUGCGCCGUAGAGCAUUGUUCAUCUCCUAAUAUACCACAUCAGAUAUGUGCUUGAUUUUUGUUGUCAGUAUAAAUGGAAUGUGACGAUCACAGAGGUAUCUUGUCUGAACUCAAAGAUUGUAAACAGAUGCCUUUCCCAUUUGGACCCCGACAAAGCAAACACAGGUGUUGCUGUUCUUAUCACUGAAACAGACUGAAUUCAUCACCUCAGCUGUGCAACCUGACGCACUGAGCUUUGAUUUACUAUUCAUAGAUUGAGGUUUGUAAAAUGAACGGCGAUUUGACCUUUUUUGCACAGCAUGUGUGUUUUUUUUAAGAAAUGUUUCCAGUAGCGGUUGCCAAAGGCAGAUGAAUCCUGCAGUGUUGUCUUGGUCUGUUGUGAAAUAAAAAAAAAUUAGAGCCAUGAUAAAUCAUUUUUAAACUUUCCAUCAGAAUUACAAGCUAUGUAGAAUUCAACUGAAAAACAAAGACUUUCUUUUUUAAAGUGAUGAAACUGAAUCAAAAGUUCGUUCAACAUCUUGACUUAACAUUAUUUUCCCACUCCAAUUUGCAAAAUGUCUUCAAAUCUCUAUUAUCUUUUCCACAGUCCUCAUCAGAUGAUCCCACAGAUUAGUUCAGGACUUUGGCUGAGCCGUUUCAAAACUAUCUGAAGAAAAGAAACCCCACGUCAUGAUGCUGCCAGCACCAUAUUUUACCGUGGGAUACUUUUGGAGUCGUGUAAUGUUCUUUUUUUACCAUCCAAACUUUUUGGAAUUGUGGCACAGAAGUUCAUUUUUUGUUUUUUGUGCAAAUAAAUAAUCUCACAGAAGGUUUAGGAAUGUUUCAACCAGGACUGGAUGUUUUAUUUGACAGAAACCCGUACAGUUUACAAACUCCACACCUCAGUCCACAAUUAAAAAGAAUCUAGUAGCUUUUAGCAGCACCUGUUUGAAAUUCCUGAAAAUGUUUCCUGCGCUCCUGUCAGUCUUUUAUUUGGAACCUUGAACACACAUCCAGUUUUUGGGAUGUUACUUCCUAUAUUUUCUUCAGUUACUGAUCACUGCCCUCAUAGGAAACUAGUUUUUACACAGUUAUUCUGAAAAUUUGGCAAAUUAAGGUUUAACUUUAACUUUUUUCAUUUCUUCUGGCAGGAAGUUUUGAUGUAAAAUCAAAAGGUGCUUGGAGAAAGUCUUAGUUUAAGGAAACACUCAUGAAACAAUUACGUAACAAAGUAGUUUUUCUGUUGAAUUUCACAAGAGACGGGUUACAUUAGAGGAUGGGAAAGUUUAGAAAUAUGCAGCAUGAUUACAUUUUUUUUUUUUUUUUUACAUCACACCAACAUGGCUGUUAAACAAGGUUGAGUGAAUUUUUAUGAGAAGGCUGUAUUAAACAAAAACUGGAGUUGGAAAAACUGCUAAAUGAACGAUGCUCAUGUGAUUCUAGGAAACACUGGAUGAUCUCAGACAUGUCCAUGAAAAGUCAAUAAGCUAAACAUGACUGUAAUAUACUUAGGUGUAAAUUAUAGCACUAGCCUCUCUUGUGACACACUGGACAAUAUCAAAACAACAUAGGAUGCUUAGAAAAAUAAUUAGAGCCUUUUAGGUGCCUAUUGGCUGCUGUCUAAUUCUUACUCUGCCAGAAAGUGUACUCUGUAUCCAAACAUGUGAAAAUUCAGCCAAGUGCCACUGAAAAACUUGAUUUUAAUUUGUUUAUUUUUAACAUCAUUAGGAUCUAUAGAUAUUUCUCUGAUGUUCUGGAACAACUGGUUGUUGUCGUGUUGUUUUCCAAAUCACCUGAUGUGUAAACUUUAUUUGCAAUGUUUAUGUAGAAAGUGCCUAUUCAUGUCCUCAUAACACCAGUUGCAGAAUGCAUUCAGUAUCCCUGAUCUUGAGGGAGAACAUCACACGAUCAACCACCACCGCACCAUUACACUCGCUCCCCUGAGCAGUAGAAGUAGAGCUCUCCAGCUUCAUUUCCGUUUUUCUGCCUCUUCCAUUUUCUACUGGAACAGCUUGACUUUUUUAGAAACGCCACGUCCGGGGUUUGCUGCCUUGCGCUCAUACUCCGGUUUGUGGUCAGAAUGCAUAGCCAAUGCAAUGUUUUGGGGGGAAAAAAUGUGGGAGAAGGAUUUAUAAUGCUUGCAUGGUAAACUAGUUAACUGGGUGACUGAGCUGCACCUAUAGCAUGCUUAUUUUCUUUGGACUGGUAGUCAGAUAGACUUGAUUAAGACAUAAUGUUUGCAAAACAGUAAGCAGCUGGUUUGGUGUAUCAUAGAGAGGAGAAACGUGAUUGUAGGGGAGACGAAACCUGCAAACGAAGCCAAUGACCAGUACUUGGUAGCUACGGAUGUUUUCAUGGCAGAGCAUGAGGACAGACUUGUAUUUCACAACAGGUUUCUUAGAUGGGCUUUUUUUUUUGCUUUUUAUUGUUCAUUUAGACUCGGUCAGUGUACCACCAAACUCACUUCUAGGACAGAUGGACACAUAAGCAUUUAGCAUUGGUUAACCUCCCUUUUGUAUUUUACUCAGGGUGCCAAAAUGGGGAGGAGGAAACAGAGCAGGACAUGCAUUUCACAUCAGAGGAAGCUAAAACCCGAAAACACAAAUKGUUAAAACAACAUGGAACUGAAGGUUUCAUUGGACAAUGUUUAAAGUAAAUUAAUACAAUAAAUUUCCUCUUACUAACCUUGAACAGGUGGAGCCCUGAAAUGGACUCCAACCAAAUGUAGCUCUUGGAGACGAAUGACUUUUAUGAAGACCUGCGUUACUCUUUAGGCCUUUAAUUUAUUUAGGUGUCAAACCGUAGAGGGUAUUUAAGAUUAGGUGUAGUUCUAUGAAAACUGCAACUACAAAUCUUGUUUUUUACUGCCAUUUCUUGAGGGUGGGGUGACAGGCACACUUGUUUAGCACACAGCGUUUAUCAGUUUUAAGAUGUUCUGCAAAUUGACCUGAGAAUCUGCCUUUCCUCCUCUUCCUUUUUCCGAAGCACCCAAACCGCAGAAAGGUAGGCUCAUCAGGGCAACAGAACAGAAACCAGUUCCGCAGUAUGAUCCACGUGUUGACACAGAGCAAUAAAGAAAUUAUUUUGUGGAGCCCUACCAGGCCUAGCAAAGUUUAAAAAUGACUGGACACGUGUAGUCGACUUACUCUUUAUGCAAAUGCCAGUAUUGCAAGACAAGCAUUCAGUAGUUUAUUGACAGCAAUUAUAUGGCACCCUUUACCGAAUUGCACGUUUUCAUCAAUUCCAAACUGAAGAGAAGAAAAAAUGGCCCUGCUUUGAUAGAAAGUCAUGGGUUCUCGACACUUUGCAUGUGAACUAGUGUUAGAUCUCUUUUCCUCUCCUCUAUAGCUGUCUUUCUCUCUGUCUUUCCCUGUUAUGUGACCCGAGUUUUCUCCGCUCCCCGCCCUUAGAAAAAAUGUCCAUCUCCUCUCGGUUCUCCUAAUGUGUUAUACUUUCCUCCUUUUUCUUCCCUUUUCUUGUUUGUAAGUUUUAUUUUUGUAAUUGUGCAUGUACAAGCGUCACUGACUCAAUGGAUAUGUUUAAGAAAAAAAAAAAAGAUAUUUCUGCUGCUGAAGCCAUGCAAAACAUUUUGAAUUGCCCUUAAAAUAUGGAAGAUGUUUUCUGAAUGCUUUAUAUUCUUUCUGCUGUAAAAUAAUAAAAAAAGGAGAAAAUGAAGAAAACUUGAGAACCUA
This is a messenger RNA of Poecilia reticulata (guppy), 12715 nucleotides long. RefSeq names its product calmodulin binding transcription activator 1a (gene camta1a). Gene Ontology annotation, biological process: regulation of transcription by RNA polymerase II. Gene Ontology annotation, molecular function: transcription coregulator activity; protein binding; double-stranded DNA binding. The record is from RefSeq and is a predicted model, not a curated record. Lineage: Eukaryota; Metazoa; Chordata; Actinopteri; Cyprinodontiformes; Poeciliidae. Gene Ontology annotation, cellular component: nucleus.